AUGAAACACAGCACAUUUCUCCCUUCAAGGUCAACUGAUGGAACUGCCGAGUGGAUGGCUCCAGAAACGAACCUUCAGAUGAGAAGUGUGAUGUAUAUAGCUAUGGCCUAUGGGGUUAUACUUUGGGAGCUAUGUACAAUGCAACAACCAUGGGGAGGAAUGAACCCUAUACAGGUUGUUGGUGCGGUAGGGUUCCAGCACCGACGGCUUGAGAUUCCAAACGAUAUGGAUCCUACAGUUGCAGAUAUUAUCCGGAGAUGCUGGCAGACAGAUCCCAAAUUGAGGCCAACAUUUGGAGAAAUCAUGGCAGCUUUGAAGCCACUGCAGAGGGCUAUAACUAGCAGCCCAAGGGCAUAG
Linum trigynum is the source of this 357-nucleotide messenger RNA. Lineage: Eukaryota; Viridiplantae; Streptophyta; Magnoliopsida; Malpighiales; Linaceae. The record is from the annotation of a GenBank genome assembly.